CAUGUCAAUAUCUGUACAUGCUGUUUGAUAUAUGUAUAUCUUUUUAUACGAUACUGUAUAAUAUAUAAUAUAGAAAUUAGGUUAACUAAGUACUUUUUUCGACUAACUUGCUUCAUUGCAGCUUCGUUAUUAUGUACUAAUAUAUAUGAUCAUAUACACGUUAUAGAUAAUGAGAAAUCAAGGAAGUGAUCGCUACUGAAAUUUUGAGAAGAAAAAUGACAGACAUUAUUUUAGAAAUUAAACAACUUAUCUCUGAAUAUUGGAAAAAUAUUUUUGCAGAAGUAUAUGAUGCAGUAGUUUAUGUAGAUCACUGUGCAAUUGAAUGUUUGCAUUGGUACACAGCUGGUAAAGGCUAUCUAGCAUUAAAAGAUGCUGGAGCAGUUGCAGUUUAUGAGUUCGGCAUGUAUCAUUUUCGAUAUGUCGAAGUAAAAGAUACUAAAAAAGCUGUUAUUAUAUCAACAUCUGGUGAUCCAGCAUUUUAUCAACGAACAAUUAAAAUGAUUCUGGCAAAGAAUACUUUCCAGAACUGUAUUGUGUACUGUAGUGUACCUUGUGGUACUAUCAACCAUUUGGGAACAUUAUCUGCUGAAGAAAAAUUAGACUACAAUAAAUUAAAGAAGGACAUUAAGGUUUGGAUGACUUCAGGAAAUCUUUCUCAAGAACCUGUUGUUAACAUUAUCUAUGUACCGAUUUUUAUUGCCCUUUUAAAUAAGGAUUUAUUUGUAACACCUCCUUUUGGAGAUUUAAUGCCAUCUCUGGACACAAAUAUUCCAAAAGAUACAUUUGUUAAAUUGAAUAUCUUAGCAUAUUCAUUUUAUAAUCUAUUUGAUAGUAUAGGAGCUAAAUUAGAUAUUUAUUCACUUGGAAAUUUAAGUGACCAUCUUGCAAAGAAUUUAGAAGAUUAUAUGUCUAGUAUUAAUCAUAAAAGUCAUUUAUCUGAAACUUCAGAAAUAGGAGUCUCUCUUAUUUUGAUUGACAGAACAUUAGAUCUUUGUACACCUACUAGUAACAAUAUGGAAUCUUUCCUUGCAAAAAUAUUACGUACGUUUCCUCAUUUACCACAUCAUGAUAACGAUGUGGCCAUUAAUAUGUCACUUCUGUUUGGGACUGUAACGGAAGUGUUAAAAUCAUAUGAAAUACCAGGUUGUUUAGCAAGUAUGGAAGAUGAGAUGAUGGAUCUUCUUAUUUCACAAAAAGGAAAAAGGUUGUUAAAUACAGUUAACCAAUUUUUAAAUGAUAUAACUUUAGCAAAAGGUAGUCCAAAAUUAAGAACACCAACAAGGAUUUCUGGUCAUAGCUUAGAAAAACUUCUCAGCAAAAUUCAAUCCACAAACAGUAUUGAUUCUAUGACAAUUCAUACAGAAAAACUUCAGUGUAUUUUAGCAAUAAUCGAAGCAUCUAUAUCGCAAAAAGCUGAUCAGAUUGAGCUACUUACUAGUUUAGAAAAAUUAGCUUUGCAAAAUCUUUCUGUGAGUCGAGAAUCCUCGAGUAUACUCGUACAGUUGAGUAAUAUUAUACGAACGCGAAUUCACAGGGGACUUGAUGUUGAAAACUUAUUAGCAUUACUGAUACAUGUUUACUCACUUGCGGGAACGCAGAUUCGAUUUUCCACACAACAAGAACGCCGAUUAGAAGAGUCAAUUGCGGAUGCAAUUUUUGAAGAUUUCCAAAUUUUAAAAGAAAGUCCUUUGAUGAAUACAAAAUCAGCUUAUCAGCGUAAUUUAUUACUACUAGUUGCAUUUGUUAUUUUAGGUGGAGACGAUGUUGCUGUAGCGCAAGAAACAUCAUGUAACAUUGCAGCACGUAUUCUCGAUACUCUGAGAUUAAUCGCGGAACAGCGUUUAAUAUUGCAAGAUUAUAGAUUUUGUAUGUUGAAGCCAAGCUCUCAAGAAGCAACUCGAUACAUUAGUAUAUUAGAACAAGUUACAAAGGAUAUAUUUAGUGUAGACAUAAGUCGAGAACUACGAGAUCUUCAUAAAAAAUCAUCUUCAUUUAUUUCAGCUGGCUUUAAUUUAAUUUUAAGGGGUAAAACAAAACGUCAUCCUCGAGACAAUCCCUAUAUUUUAAUAUACGUUGUUGGAGGCAUUACUGCAGAAGAGGCAAAAGUAAUUCAAGAAGUAGUAUCUGCACAUAGUAACGAAAAAUCACCACAUAUAAUAUUAGCAGGAUCUAGAUUAUUAAACCCCUUGGAUAUAGUGGAUAAAAUAUUCUUUUCUUAAUUAUUUUUUUUGUAGAUAUAAUAGAAAAAUUUGUAAAUGUAAUAGAAUUCAUCUUUCUGUUUCAUCUAUCUUCCAUUUUAUACCAUUGGAUAAAAUGGAAUAAUGUAUUUUUCUAAUAAUUUGUAUUGUUUCUAAUGUACAUAUAAAAUUUGUCGAAUUACACACCUUGCACAAU
Molecule: messenger RNA, 2394 nt
Organism: Bombus pascuorum
Lineage: Eukaryota; Metazoa; Arthropoda; Insecta; Hymenoptera; Apidae
Product: sec1 family domain-containing protein 2-like
Exons: 11
Coding region: 216-2219 (667 amino acids)
Biological process (GO): intracellular protein transport; vesicle-mediated transport
Source: RefSeq, a predicted model, not a curated record